AUGAAAAUGCGCAGCACAAUAUUCGAACUGACUGCUUUGCUCGGUGUUGGUUUAUUUCUCAUUGGUACAAUAUGUUUGGUCACCGUGGUGAUUCAUAGCGUGUUUCCCGCUUUCGAAGAGCAAAAUUUAAGAGAAAUAAAUUGCACGAUUGCUUCAAGUAAUUUGGACAGAAAAGUAAAAUGCGCGCACAGCAAACGUAAUUUGACACGCUAUCCGUGUUUGAGGAUUUUUGUCUUGUGUGGUAAAGGCCUUGAUCAUGUUGAUGUGAAAACAAACGAUUCUCUGGAGAGAAGACAGCCUCUUUUGUUGCUUAAAGACAUUCACAGCCUUGAUGAACAGGUAAGAAAUAACGUAUGCCAACCCUGAAUAGAUAUAUUGAUAGGCUCCUGUAGAAAUCGAAUAAAAUGAAUGAUGCCUUCGUCAUUUCAUGUCCUGCUUUUCUAGAUAUGGACUCGUAUACUUACUCCGUGUCCUAAAACAAAUUUGCUCUCUCUCUCCCCGAUUUAUCAUGUUUAUUUUUAGUUAUUUUAGUUUACUUUUUGGUGGGGGCGGGGGAAGGGGAGGCGGCUGUACACAGGAGGUUUACUAACUAAAAAGCACUUUAGGGAGUAGACCCCAGGGGGGGUACUCGGGAUUUCAAGUGACGGGGAUGAUCGAAUGGAGCCAAAAGUCAAGACCCAAGAAAAUGCCUAGGGCUUCCAGCAAAACCCAAAAAAAUCCGUGGACCAAAAAUUAACCCCCCUCAAAAUCCCGUGCCGAUUUUGUGGCCCUUGAAAGUUCCAGAUGUAAAGCGACAGCAUGGUUAACUAGUAAACAACAGCAAAACACGUUUAAAUUUGUUUGUACUUUAUUCGCAGAACUACGCAGCCAGGGCACUACCGAGUCUUUUUAAUCCCCCAAAAAGUCACUACUCAAAUCAAGCUACCCAAAAAAAUACUUGCCAAAUCUUCGUACCCAAAACAAUCCCGGAAUCGAAAAUUUCAAACCCCAAAAAAUCCUUCGAUCAUCCCCGUCACUUGAAAUCCCGAGUACCCCCCCUGGGGAGUAGACCAGAGGAGUAAACUAUCAGUCGGUCCCUCAUUUUCCCCAGGGAUAGUAGGAGGGCCCGCGGAGCGGAUUUUCAAGUUGGGGGGCGCGGAGGAGGGGGCUAAUGCGAACGCGUAAGCGUGAACAAACUAGGGAGGUCCGGGGGCAUGCUCCCCCGGGAAAAUUUCACAUUUGAGUCUUCUGAAAUGGCUAUAAAUGCAUCUAAAACUGCUAGUGGUAUUAUGAAUUUGUAAUUAUUACAUCGGCACUUAAAAUUAAACAACAAGUGACAACCUGGCCCCCACGUUAGACCAAAAUUUAAAUGAAUAGCGGGCUAACCCAACAUACGCAACGGUUCAGUGUCACCCGGACAUUCCCCGAAGGUGCCAAAGCUGCCUUUGCGAUAAUUGUUAAGAGCUCAUUGGUAACAGCUAUAAGACAAAGUUUGUCUGUUCUCUGUUUGUGGGUGUUCAGUAUUGUCAGAUUACAAAACCUUGUUUGUGAGGUAAGUGACAGAUCUGGGUAACCAAAGUAAAAAUAUAUAUAUAUUUUACUAUCCAAAAAAGUGGAGGGGCUAAUUGCAUUGUAGCAAAUAGAAUACGGAGACACUAAGCACUGUUAAGAUUGUAAAGAGGUUUUCUUGUGCCAUGGAACUGAACCAAACAAAGAACAGUUUUGGGAAAUUUUGUGUACGAUUGCCUCACCCUCCCUUCCCUACGUUUUAACGGAAUCCAAACACACUAUCGAACACAGGAAUAAUUAAUGGAGCUUCGUUUUCAUAUAUUUCAGUGCACCUAUGAACCAGAAGAAUGCAAGGACAAAUCUGACCUUUCACAGCAUAUUCAAAGCCAGAGAGACAAUCCUAUCGGAUUAAUGAUGAAGUGUUAUUACAAUCCAAAGGAUCCCAGUCAGAUAGUUCGCUCCAAAGUCUCCAAUGAUAACUACGAUAAUUUAGUCUUUGGACACGUUCUCUGGCCACUAACCAUUAUAUUGAUGGGAGUUGUGGUUUUGGCAAUAGCAGGCUGUUACUUUUCUUUGCGAUUUCGAAACAAAUACGAGCGACUGGAAGGAAUUUCAAUUUCAACCCUACAACGAACACUUUAA
Molecule: messenger RNA, 2130 nt
Organism: Porites lobata
Lineage: Eukaryota; Metazoa; Cnidaria; Anthozoa; Scleractinia; Poritidae
Source: the annotation of a GenBank genome assembly